Neoarthrinium moseri is the source of this 864-nucleotide messenger RNA. RefSeq lists its product as uncharacterized. Gene Ontology annotation, biological process: site-specific DNA replication termination at RTS1 barrier; mitotic DNA replication termination. Gene Ontology annotation, cellular component: nucleus. The coding region runs from base 1 to 864 and encodes 287 amino acids. The transcript has a single exon. Lineage: Eukaryota; Fungi; Ascomycota; Sordariomycetes; Amphisphaeriales; Apiosporaceae. The record is from RefSeq and is a predicted model, not a curated record.
AUGGGCAACGACGGCGGCUCCAUCCCCAAGCGCCGCGAGCUCGUCAAGAACGCCGGCCGCGCCAAGACGACGACCGAGCUCAAGGAGACCCUGCUCGAGUCGCUGACCCACCUCUGGACCUUCUGCCCGCUGUCGUCGCUGCCGCUCGACCCGGCCCACACCGUGUCCGACGCCCGCGGCCGCCUGUACAGCUACGAGUCGGUGCUGCAGUGCCUGCUGCCCGCCGGCGACGCCGCCGUGCCCGAGGCCCAGGACGACGCCUUCCGCGCCACGCGUAUCCGCUCCCUCAAGGACGUCGUGCGCCUCCGCUUCGCCCUGCGCAAGGACGACAGCGGCCGCGAGUUCCGCGCCUGCCCCGUGAGCCUCAAGGAGCUCGGCGCCGCCACCCGCAGCGUCUACCUGGUGCCCUGCGGGCACGUCUUUGCCGAGGUCGCCAUGAAGGAGAUUGCCGAGGCCGAGAGCGCCUCCAAGGAGCAGCAAGACAGAGAGCAGAGGUGUCCCGAGUGCAGCGAGGCCUUCGAGACGACCAACAUCAUCCCCAUCCUGCCCACCACAGAACCCGAGCUGGCCAGGUUAACAGCGAGGAUAGAGGACCUCAAGUCCAAGGGCCUCACGCACGCACUGAAAAAGGACAAGUCGGCCGGCAAGAAGAAGCGGAAAGCCGGCGAUGCGGCGGAAGGCGAGGCCGAGAACGGCGCCAACGGAAAGGGCAAGAAGGAAAAGAAAGAAAAGGAGGUCGGCAUCGACAGCCGCAUCAACAACCCAAUGACCGCGUCGCUGACGGCCAGGGUCCUCGCGGAGCAGGAACAGAACAACAAGCGGCGGAAGCUGGCCGAGGGCCUGAAGCGGGAGGCUGUACGAUGA